Molecule: messenger RNA, 2719 nt
Organism: Vicugna pacos (alpaca)
Lineage: Eukaryota; Metazoa; Chordata; Mammalia; Artiodactyla; Camelidae
Gene: KRT82
Product: keratin 82
Biological process (GO): keratinization; intermediate filament organization
Cellular component (GO): keratin filament
Molecular function (GO): structural constituent of skin epidermis
Source: RefSeq, a predicted model, not a curated record
CGGCCCUCCAUCCCCUACCAGAUAAAAGGACGGAGGCUGAGCUGACCCGAUAACUCGCACCUCCACCCUCCUGCCAGUGCCCCGUCUCUCUGCCCCCGCCCCCGCCAUGUCGUGCCGCUCCUUCCAGCAGGGCUCCAGAGGUGGCUUCAGCUCAUGCUCAGCUGUCCUCCCCCAGAUCAUCACCCACUAUGCAGUGAGCAAGGGGCCUUGCAGGGUCGGGGGUGGUGGCGGGGGUCUCCGUGCCCUGGGCUGCCUCGGCUCCCGGAGCCUGUGCAAUGUGGGCUUCGGGAGGCCCCGGGUCGCCUCCAGGGGUGGCCUGCCUGGCUUCGGGUACAGAGUGGGCGCCACCUGCGUGCCUCCUGCCUGCAUCGCCCCUGUCACCAUCAAUGAGAGCCUGCUGGUCCCACUGGAGCUGGAGAUCGACCCGACAGUGCAGAGGGUGAAAAGGGACGAGAAGGAGCAGAUCAAGUGCCUCAAUAACCGCUUUGCGGCCUUCAUCAACAAGGUCCGGUUCCUGGAGCAGAAGAACAAGCUGCUGGAGACCAAGUGGAACUUCAUGCAGCAGCAGAGGUCCUUGCAGAGCAACAUUGAGCCCAUCUUUGAGGCUUACAUCUGUACCCUUCAGAGGCAGCUGGACUCCUCGGCCGGGGACCGGGCCCGGCUGGAGUCAGAGCUCUGCAGCGUCCAGGAUGCACUGGAAGCCUACAAGAAAAAAUACGAAGAGGAGCUCUCCCUGCGGCCCUGUGCUGAGAAUGAUUUUGUUGCCUUGAAGAAGGAUGUGGACACGGCUUUCCUGAUAAAGGCUGACCUGGAGACCAACGUGGAGGCUCUGAUCCAGGAGACUGACUUCCUGAGAAGCCUGUAUGAUGAGGAGAUCUGCCUGCUCCAGUCUCAGAUUUCAGAGACCUCGGUCGUUGUGAAGAUGGACAACAGCAGGGAACUGGACCUGGACGGCAUCAUCACCGAGGUCAAGGCCCAGUAUGACGACAUCACCAGCCGCAGCAAAGCCCAAGCGGAGGCCUGGUACCAGCGCCGGUAUGAGGAGCUGCAGCGCACUGCCGGGAACCACGCGGACGACCUCCACAACCGCAGGAACGAAAUCCUGGAAAUGAAAAAGCUGAUCCAGCGGCUGCAGCAAGACAUUGAGAAUGUCAAAGCCCAGCGCUGCAAACUGGAAGGCGCCAUAACCGAGGCGGAGAAGCAGGGCGAGGCAGCCCUCGAAGAUGCCAAGUGCAAGCUGGCGGGGCUGGAGGAGGCCCUGCAGAAGUCCAAGCAGGACAUGGCCUGCUUGCUCAGGGAGUACCAGGAGGUGAUGAACUCCAAGCUGGGCCUGGACAUCGAGAUCGCCACCUACCGGCGCCUGCUGGAGGGCGAGGAGCACAGGCUGUGUGAAGGCAUCGGGCCCGUGAAUAUCUCUGUGAGCAGCUCCAAAGGCGCUGUCCUCUACGAGCCGUGCGUGGUCAGCACACCCGCGUACUGUCCAGGGGGCACCAGUUUCCUCGACAGUAGUGGGGGCUGCAGCAUCGUGGGCGCCGGUGAACUCUACGCACCCUGCGCGCCCCUGGGCUGUGGGGGCGGGCGGGGCUCUAGCCUGAAGCUAGCAGCUGGGGGCGGCUCCUCCUGCCACAAAUGUUAGUGCAGCUCCAGAGGCUGGAAGCCCAAGGGGCAGGGCACCAGCCCCCAGCCUGGAUGUUGCCCCCACCCACCAGAGUUGAAGACAGGGCUAUUUCAAAAUCCCACCUUCCUAUACUAACCAAAGUUUUCCCUUGAGUUUACACUGGGAGCUGCCCCAUAGGUAUCCUCAAGCGUCAUCUUUCACUGAGGUGUGUGCAGACCCUGAACUAGACCCUGGGGUGCGGGUGGGAUGCAAAGAAAAAGAACGCAUCCCCGUAUCCGUGGACGGCUGGCAAUCAGGCCCCAGUGUGGCCAAGAGAAUGGCCGCAGCCCCCAAAUACUUCUCUUCCCCAUGAGAAGGCCAAAUGGGCACAUCACAGUUCUGCUUUGUGGAUUAUCCCAUGGAAAUUUCCCCACCAAGCCAGACUCCCCUACCCCUGGUGGUUCCCCACCUGUCUUACCUCUGGCUCUCAUGCGCCUAAGAAAAGUAAAGUUCUUUUAACAUCCACCUCAUACAUGCACAUUUGCAAAUAUCCAAAAAGAGACAACCCAGAAUCCCAUUCUGAAUUCCAAAGCCAAGGGCCAGGAUUUCAGGAUCACUUAGGAUCUGUCAGUGGUCAUCAGCUAGCAUACAGAAUCAAGAGUUGGUCUUUGGGCAUAGGUUUAUUGGCUCAGGUGUGUUGAACUUGCACUAUAGAAAUCCAUCUUUUCCCUGAGCUCACAUUGGCAGCCAAUGGCUGAGAAAUGCCUAUCACAAAGGCCAGGAGACAUGGAAUAUUUCUCAACGAAGGGAGACUGACUUUAUCUGUUCAAAGGGAAUCAACCUAACCCCUGCCCGUGUACAUAGCCACCCCUGUCCUGCUCCCUCUCGAGUUCUGCUUGCUUUGGUCUAAUACGAACAUGAUUUCCUGGCUACAGUGAUGAGGGACUGCCUCAGCGGACUUGGAGGCUCUGGUUCAGGGGCUGUGAGGAAGGAGGAGGUGCUCACCUGCCCUCCAUCUCCCCGUAGUGCAGCAUCUGCAGAAGCCCCACCCACCCAGGGAUCCACCGUUCAGCCAUGAGCCUCUGGGCACUUCUGCCCCCAAUAAACUGACUGUUCACAGGC